ACACACACGUUUGUUUGACAAACACAAUUAAACCUCAGAGGAAGAAGUUCAGUUUCACCGCGCUCUCUGUUGUUGUUAUGUCGGUGUGCUGCCUUAAUACAAACGGUUAGACAAGUUUCUAAGAGAAAAAAAAUACAGAUUUUGAAUCAGUUCAGUAAAUACCUGUAAUAUCCUCGUCCUCAUAGUCGUGACUGAGUUUUGAAGCGAGCAGGAAUAUCUGGAGGAGUUUAUCAUUUGAACUGAGAUCUGCUGCUGUGAAGAUGGAGUUUGUGAAAGAGGAGAGAGAAGAGAACACGAGUGAACCAGAAACCAGCAGAAUAAAACAGGAGGAAACAGAAAUAAAACACGAGGAACCAGAAACCAGCACAAUAAAACAGGAGGAAACAGAAAUAAAAAACGAGGAACCAGAAACCUGGGCAAUAAAACACGAGGAAACAGAAAUAAAACAUGAGGAACCAGAAACCUGCAGAAUAAAACACAAGGAACCAGAAAUAAAACACGAGGAACCAGAAACCUGGAGAAUAAAACACGAGGAAACAGAAACCUGGAGAACAAAACACGAGGAAACAGAAAUAAAACAUGAGGAACCAGAAACCUGGAGAAUAAAACACGAGGAAACAGAAAUAAAACACAAGGAACCAGAAACCUGCACAAUAAAACACAAGGAAACAGAAAUAAAACAGGAGGAACAAGCAGAGAUAAACAGAGGUCUUACGGGUUUGAAACAACAUGAGGAGUUCAUUGAAGAAAAAGAGGAAAAUGAAGAAUACAGUGAAGUUGAGGAGAAAAAUAAUGUCAAAACUGGUGGCAAAACUUUGAGUUGCUCUCAAACCAAACAGAAAGAUUUAAAGAAAAAAAGAGUUAAGGUAUCAUUCACCUGCACUCAGGGUGGAAAGAGUUUCACAUGUAAAUCAAAUCUUAAGCAUUACAUGAGAGUUCAUACUGGAGAGAAACCAUUCACUUGCAAUCAGUGCGGGAAGAUUUUCAAACAAUCAUUAAACCUUAAGGAUCACAUGAACAUCCACACUGGAGAGAAACCUUACAAGUGUUCACACUGUGACAAGAGAUUCAGUCAUUUUUCAAGUCUGAAAACACAUGAGAGGAUCCACACUGGAGAGAAACCUUACAAGUGUUCACACUGUGACAAGAGAUCCAGUCAGUCAGGAAAUCUGAAAAAACAUGAGAGCACUCACACAGGAGAGAAACCUUACAAGUGUUCACACUGUGACAAGGGAUUCGCAGUGUCAACAGAGCUGAAAACACAUGAGAGGAUUCACACUGGAGAGAAACCUUACAAGUGUUCACACUGUGACAAGAGAUUCAGUGUGUCAUCAAAUCUGAAAAAACAUGAGAGGAUCCACACUGGAGAGAAACCUUACAUGUGUUCACACUGUGACAAGAGAUUCAGUCGGUCAGCAGGUCUGAAAAAACAUGAGAGCAUCCACACUGGAGAGAAACCUUACAAGUGUUCACACUGUGACAAGGGAUUCAGUGAUUCUACACAUCUGAAAACACAUGAGAGGAUCCACACUGGAGAGAAACCUUACAUGUGUUCACACUGUGACAAGAGAUUCAGACGGUCAGCAGGUCUGAAAAAACAUGAGAGGAUCCACACUGGAGAGAAACCUUACAAGUGUUCACACUGUGACAAGAGAUUCGGUGAUUCAUCAAGUCUGAAAACACAUGAGAGGAUUCACACUGGAGAGAAACCUUACAAGUGUUUAAUCUGUGACAGGAAAUUCAGUGAUUCAUCGAGUCUGAAAAGACAUGAGAGGAUUCACACUAGAGAGAAAGUACAUCACCGCAAUGUACGUGGGAAGUGUUCCAUUGAUUCAUCUGUUAUACACAAAAACCAACCACAGUAAGGCCCCGUACACGCGGAGACGCAUUUAGCUGUAUAUGUAAAUAUUUUGUAUGGUAUAUGCGUUUCGUCCAGACGGAUCCGGCAUUCGGGGCAGUGAAAACCCUAUUUUUUUUUCUUUUUUUUAAACUAGGUCCCAGAGUGGAUAAAUCUGAAAAUGACACCUUUGUGUUUUUCUGUACUGCCAAUCCAUAUGUUUUGUAAAACAAUGAUGUCAUCACCCCACGUCUUGACCAUAUUCAGACACCGCUACGUCAUUUAACAUGUUUGUGCUCAUGCUGCAGAAGCUACUGAGCCUGUAAGCUUGACUAAACUUACUAGUAGAGCAGCACGAUAUUGGAAAACAACUCACAUAGCGAUGAUUUUUCUGAUUAUUAGGAACACCAUAGUAAUACAGUGUUUGACCCCCUUUCGCCUUCAGAACUGCCUUAAUUCUACAUGGCAUUGAUUCAACAAGGUGCUGAAAGCAUUCUUUAGAAAUGUUGGCCCAUAUUGAUGGGAUAGUUGAUGGAGAUUUGUGGGAUGCACAUCCAGGGCACGAAGCUCCCGUUCCACCACAUCCCAAAGAUGCUCUGUUGGGUUGAGAUCUGGUGACUGUGGGGGCCAUUUUAGUACAGCGAACUCAUCGUCAUGUUCAAGAAACCAAUUUGAAAUUUGAACUUUGUGACAUGGUGCAUUAUCCUGCUGGAAGUAGAAAACAUCCCCCACACCAUUACACCAACACCAGCAGCCUGCACAGUGGAAACAAGGCAUGGUGGAUCCAUGUUCUCAUUCUGUUUACGCCAAAUUCUGACUCUACCAUCCGAAUGUCUCAACAGAAAUCGAAACUCAUCAGACCAGGCAACAUUUUUCCAGUCUUCAACUGUCCAAUUUUGGUGAGCUUGUGCAAAUUGUAGCCUCUUUUUCCUAUUUGUAGUGGAGAUGAGUGGCACCCGGUGGGGUCUUCUGCUGUUGUAGCUCAUCCGCCUCAAGGUUGUGCGUGUUGUUGCUUCACAAAUGUUUUGCUGCAUACCUUGUUUGUAACGAGUGGUUAUUUCAGUCAAAGUUGCUCUUCUAUCAGCUUGAAUCAGUCGGCCCAUUCUCCUCUGACCUCUAGCAUCAACAAGGCAUUUUCGCCCACAGGACUGCCACAUACUGGAUGUUUUUCCCUUUUCACACCAUUCUAUGUAAACCCUAGAAAUGGUUGUGCGUGAAAAUCCCAGUAACUGAGCAGAUUGUGAAAUACUCAGACCGGCCCGUCUGGCACCAACAACCAUGCCACGCUCAAAAUUGCUUAAAUCACCUUUCUUUCCCAUUCUGACAUUCAGUUUGGAGUUCAGGAGAUUCCCUUGACCAGGACUACACCCUUAAAUGCAUUGAAGCAACUGCCAUGUGAUUGUGGAUUACAGACUUGCUCCCACUAGACCCGAUGCAACAGAGAGCAGCGCUGGACAAGACUUCUGUGUGUGUGUGUGUGUGUGUGUGUGUGUGUGUGUGUGUGUGUGUGUGUGAGUGAGUGUGUGUGUGUGCAGGAUACAGGAAAACAAAAUGAUUCAUGGGACUCCACAAAUUAGAAAUAUCUAAACAUAAAAUUUGUUAAAAAAGGUUAAAUUUCUUCCUUUUAAUAUUCCUUUAACAAAGCAAGUUUGUCGUUA
Molecule: messenger RNA, 3495 nt
Organism: Carassius gibelio (silver crucian carp)
Lineage: Eukaryota; Metazoa; Chordata; Actinopteri; Cypriniformes; Cyprinidae
Product: zinc finger protein 501-like
Exons: 3
Coding region: 261-1865 (534 amino acids)
Biological process (GO): regulation of immune system process; negative regulation of transcription by RNA polymerase II; regulation of cytokine production
Cellular component (GO): nucleus
Molecular function (GO): RNA polymerase II cis-regulatory region sequence-specific DNA binding; DNA-binding transcription factor activity, RNA polymerase II-specific
Source: RefSeq, a predicted model, not a curated record